UUUUUUUUUCAUUUUCCAUUUAGGAUAUUCGAUCAUACAUUUUAUUUUAUUUGUCAAUUGCGAUCAUAAAAUACUCUUAGUGGAAUCCUAGGAUUCUGUCUUAGAAUCAGAAGCCGAUUUAAGGAAUUUGUUCUGGGACUAUUGGUUUGAAGUUGGGGUUUCGGAAUUGAAUCGGUUUUUUUUUUUUUUUUUUUUUUUUUUUUUUUUUUCUGGGGAAGAAAGGGGUUUAGGAUGAGCGAUAUUGACCAUGUUUGUGAUCUAAUAUGGAAGUGGUGGUAGUGAUUGACACAUACGAAGAAGAUGUCACUUUACAUUGGUCGUGAGGCCUCCAAGCUAUGGAAGAGAGUUUGUUCAGAGACUGCAACGGAGAUCAGCCUUCUUGCUGAGAACUGGAAGUAUAUUCUUUGCGGUCUAGUUUUUCAGUACAUCCAUGGAUUGGCUGCUCGAGGGGUUCAUUACUUACAUCGCCCAGGACCCACACUUCAAGAUGUUGGGUUCUUUAUUUUACCGGAACUUGGUCCAGACAAAGCUUACAUCAGUGAGACAGUAUUUUCCUUCAUCUUUCUGUCUUUUGUCUUGUGGACUUUCCAUCCUUUCAUUUGCAAGAACAAAAAGAUUUACACGGUUCUAAUAUGGUGCAGGGUCCUGGCUUUCUUAGUUGCUUGCCAAAUCCUUCGGAUCAUUACUUUCUAUUCUACGCAGCUUCCUGGUCCAAAUUAUCACUGUCGUGAGGGCUCAAAACUUGCCAGACUCCCUCGUCCUGAUAAUAUUAUAGAAGUUCUUGUAAUUAAUUUUCCUCGGGGAGUGCUUUAUGGCUGUGGGGAUCUAAUAUUUUCAUCUCAUAUGAUAUUCUCUCUUGUCUUUGUCCGGACAUAUCAUAAAUACGGUACACAAAGGUUUGUAAAGCAUUGUGCAUGGUUAGCUGUUAUUGUUCAAAGCUUCUUGAUUGUUGCAUCUCACAAACAUUACACUGUAGACAUUGUGGUGGCAUGGUACACUGUUAAUUUGGUGGUCUUCUUUAUUGACAAAAAAUUGGCAGAAUUGCCUGACCGCUCGGGACCGGUGGCAUUACCAUUGACAAAGGACAACAAGACUAAAGAGGAGAACCACAAACUUUUGAAUGGGAAUUCUGGAGAUCCUGCGGAGAAGAUGUCUCUGUCCCGUUUGCCAGAGGCCAAGAUCCCAAAUCAAUGGAAAGAUAGUAGAGAACGGGAACAUAACUACGCAUGCUGAAACAACAAUGAAUGGUGUAUAGAUGUUAGAAGCUCCAUCCAUCGUGAGUAGAGCAAGUCGGGAUUGGCAUGCCAAGUUACCGACUUUGUGUUGGUGGACAAUCCCCGGCCUCCUCUAGUCAUCACAUGGGGUAUGGUCGAUAUGAUUUGUAUUCUUGGAAAGAAGGAUAACGCCUUUCCUUGUCCAUGAUCCAUAGCUAAAUCGCUUAAAAUGCAACGAGCAUCAUGUAUGUCAUGGAAUUACAAUUACAAUUUGAUUAAUAGAUGCAAAGCUUACAUCCUAUUGUGUAUUGUGUAAA
Molecule: messenger RNA, 1531 nt
Organism: Ipomoea nil (Japanese morning glory)
Lineage: Eukaryota; Viridiplantae; Streptophyta; Magnoliopsida; Solanales; Convolvulaceae
Product: phosphatidylinositol:ceramide inositolphosphotransferase 1
Exons: 12
Coding region: 301-1233 (310 amino acids)
Biological process (GO): ceramide biosynthetic process
Cellular component (GO): trans-Golgi network; endoplasmic reticulum membrane; Golgi membrane
Molecular function (GO): inositol phosphoceramide synthase activity; ceramide cholinephosphotransferase activity; sphingomyelin synthase activity
Source: RefSeq, a predicted model, not a curated record